CGAUUACAUCAGUCUCGCUCGAUUACACGCGCGUCCCCCUUUGCCAUUUUCUUUUCCCUUCAUUUGCUAAAUGCGCUUGCUCAGUUCCAUCAUAUUCUACCGCACUGUAAAGUGUAGAUGUGGCUGUAGUUUUCGAAGCUACUUUAAACCCACGACUAAAUAAGAUCAGAAUGAAAGUUUUAUGGUUAUGCAUGCUUUUGACGCUUACCUUUGCCCUAGGAAACCAGGAAGAGCGUCUUCCAAAGAAAUGCGAAGUUUGCAAGUUCUUGACAGUAGAGUUGCAAGCAAGUUUGGAAAGGAGUGGCCGCUCUAAAGAGGUUCUGGAGGUUGGAGAGAUACUGGAUACUGGAAAACGCAGGCGCAAAAUCAAGUACAACACCUCGGAAACACGAUUAACAGAGGCUAUGGACAACAUCUGUGAAGGUAUACUGCAGUACAGUGUCCAUGCUGAAAGACCUGGGAGCCUCCGAUAUGCUAAGGGCACCAGUCAGACUAUGAGCACACUGAAGAACCUGGUUAAUAAAGGAGUAAAGGUGGACCUGGGUAUCCCCUAUGAGCUCUGGGACGAGCCGUCUGUUGAGGUGGCAGACAUGAAGAGACAGUGUGAGACUAUGUUGGAAGAGUAUGAGGAGGUGGUAGAGGAUUGGUACUUCAAUCACCAGGAGGAAAGACUGGAGAAGUUCCUUUGUGAAACCCACAUCUUGAAAAACUCAGACUCAGAAUGUCUGAAGGAGACAUGGAAGGGUGACAUGGGGAUGAAGGAGGUAACCAAGGAGCCCGAGAGCGAGGCAGAGGGCGAUAAGCAAAUGCAUGAUGCAGCAGAACUCUGACAGCAGAAUGCAACAUGGCUGAUGAACUCAGCCAGACAGCUGGGCGCUACAGUCCUCAUGCUACAAUAAAGCCUACAAUAAGUGAUCCAGAAAGGCCAAGCCAUUCAAAAAACAUUUACUUUUUUGUUUGUUUGUAUGUUUGUUUUUGGUAGCAAAAGGCAGCACUACAGUGACUAAUCAGUGUCACUUCCAGAAGUUUCUAAUAUGUAUGGGCCUCUCUGUCCAGUUUGUUUUGUAUCCCAAUCAGUCAAUCUCAAACAGCACUUUCAAGCAAUAACAAAAAGACUCUUUUACACUGUGACAGGUUGUACUGGGACACUGUUACUAUGAGAGCCAGCCAGCCCUGACUGUUAUGGGAUUCUUGAGGUUCAGAAGUUCAUGUCAUCCAAUACUUGGUUCUGAAUCACUACAACUCAUAUCUUGGUUUACAUCUUAAGGAAUGUUAUAUCAAUGUUAUAUCUUAUGUCAAUGCAGUUCUGCCAUUGAUAAUGGCAACACUCUGGGAAAUGUGCCUUUUUGAUAUAAAACUGCCUCUUUGUUAUUUAGAACGAAUGACCUCAACACUAGUCACCUUAAAUAUGCAGUAACAAGAAUUUUGUCAUAGUGAACUCUUGCAGUAUUAUAUGAGCAUGUGAUAUUUAAUAUGUAAUAUUUUUCUUGUUUUCAAAAAUCUUUUUUAUGCAAUUAGGUAUUUACUAUUUAGUGUACAAUUGCUGCAUGUAUAUUUUGACAUUUUUAAUAAAAUAUUUUAU
Molecule: messenger RNA, 1582 nt
Organism: Electrophorus electricus (electric eel)
Lineage: Eukaryota; Metazoa; Chordata; Actinopteri; Gymnotiformes; Gymnotidae
Gene: cnpy4
Product: canopy FGF signaling regulator 4
Source: RefSeq, a predicted model, not a curated record